AUGAUUGGGGCCGACUUCCUCCGCCGUGGCAUCGCCCCUCUACAGAACAAGGGGAGGCCAGCUUGGGAGUACCGGAACGCAGCAGACAUCAUCAGGCUGCGCUCCGGCCUGAAUAACAACUUGAUGGUCAUGCAGCAUGCGGCUCUUUGCCAAAAGUUGUUCCACCUCAAGGCUGACAAGACCGACAAGGCCGACAAGCCGCUCAGGUUGCCGGCGGGCGUGAUCCCCUUGUGCAACAACUCCGCCCAGACCACAAUCAUCGCCAUGAUGCCGGUGUUCAAGGCCCAUGGCCUAGAUCAGAACUGGGCUGAGCCAGACGCGGAGCGGGUGCAAGAGUUCUUCAACAACUUGUCGGAGAGGGCCUUUUGGGAAGAAACACAGCUCAUCCGCCCCACCACCGACAAAGAGGUGGCGUAUAUUGCCAGCAGGGUGGAAGAGGUGGCCCUUGCCGAGGAGGCCGGCAUCGUUGGCUUUGUGGAAGAUAAAGCCAGCGCAGAGGAGGAUUUUGCUGAGCGGGGGAAGCCUGCCGGAGAACACAGCGGCGCCGCUACCGGGGGCCCUUUUGCCGAGGGGACAGCCGAAGAGACGGCUGAAGAGGCAGCUGAAGAGCAGUCGCAUGAGGAGCCCCCAGUCCGGGGGAAGAAGAAACAUGUCCUCCGGCGGGUUGGCCCUGUCGAGCCAGUCCGGCAAGCGUCCUCUCACGAAGAGGUCCCCGUCAAGGGGGCGGCUGGCAAGGCCGCGCAGCGGCAAGAGGUCCAGCCGCAACCUGUGCGCCAGAUGAGGCGCACGACAGCGGCAGCAAAGGAAGCAGCAGCAGCAGCCGCCGCCUCCGCCAUGGCCAAGCGGCCCAGGUCUCCGUCUCCACCCCUUUGCACGGACACCGCCAACUUCGACCUCUCCUCUUUUAGCCCGAGGAGGGAGAAGAGGCCAGAAGAAGAAGACGAAGACAUGGAAACGUUGGCACAGAGGAUGGCGAAGAAGGCCAAGACCUCGACGGGUGAUGAGCCCCUGGCAAGCACCUCGAGUGCACCGGAGACGAUCAUAAUCAACCCAGAGUCCAGCGCCACGACGCUGCCCCCGACUCAGCCCCUAGCGAGGAGAACGGCAAUAGGAGGAGCCACGGAGGGCCACCCCCGACAUGCCUCCUCCGUCAACCACACUGCCCAGGGGGGAUCCCUGUCAAGGGCUUCCACCGACGAGCCCACGCGCGUGGAGGAGGAGCCGGUGAGCACAGGCGCCGGCGGCUCCAUAACCGCAAUGAAUGUUGCCGGGGAGGGGGUCACCUCCCAGGCGCUCGCCACAGAUCUCCCCUUGGCGGAUCAGAUGGAUGUUAAUGCCACCAUCAAGGAGACCGCCAAGGAUGCUGCCGCCGAAGCCGCUGCCAACGAGGCCGCCAAGGACGCGCAUGAAGAGGCUACCAAGGGGUCUGACGGAGAGGCCGGCAAGGACACCGACGACCGAACUGACGGCAUUCCUGCCGCAAGAGCGCCUGGCGCUGCAACGGUCCCGGAGCCCCCAGUUGCUGGGGAGACGGUGGUCGAGGACCAACCGUCGACAUCCGAAGCCCCCCCUCAAGCAGAUACCUGA
Messenger RNA from Aegilops tauschii subsp. strangulata, 1587 nucleotides. The record is from RefSeq and is a predicted model, not a curated record. NCBI's taxonomy places the organism in Eukaryota, Viridiplantae, Streptophyta, Magnoliopsida, Poales, Poaceae.